AUGGCCGGGUUGCAAAGGUCUUCAACAUCCUUUAGGAGACAAGGAUCCUCAGGUCUUGUAUGGAAUGAUCAGUUCUUAUCAGGAGAUUUGAGAAAAUCGAGGCAUAACAAUCAAGAAGAUUUCAACAAAGAGAACGACGUUGAAUAUAGAGACCUGAGGCCAUCCCGCAGCGUAGGAUCAAUCGGCUUGAUGGAGCGACGUGGCAGAUUCACCGGAGGUACCGAGUGCCGAACGGUCAAGGUCCCACCACCAACCGUCGAUCCUCCUUCUCCUAAGGUUGCCGGUUGCGGCCUCUGUGGCAUAUUUGGGAAGCCAACCAUCGUCAACCAACCCAAAUCAAAUAACAUGCGUAGGUCGAAGUAG
Messenger RNA from Juglans regia (Persian walnut), 363 nucleotides. RefSeq lists its product as uncharacterized. Bases 1 to 363 code for a protein of 120 amino acids. The transcript has a single exon. NCBI's taxonomy places the organism in Eukaryota, Viridiplantae, Streptophyta, Magnoliopsida, Fagales, Juglandaceae. The record is from RefSeq and is a predicted model, not a curated record.